GCCAUGUGGUCACUCUGCUCGCGCUCCCGUCACCACGCACGAGAGCUGAGUGGAAUGGAAACUCUAAAGCUGUUUUGAGAGGAGAGACUCUAUCCAGCCUCGCAGUUCUCAUCACGCACUACAGACGGACGUUUUGUCCUUGUUUUAGGCCUGUUAAUUUGACGCAAACACACUCGCUCAUCUGACUUCGUUUCCUGGUAAAAAGACUUCCAGGAAUGGAGUCGAUACCCAGUCAGCUUUCUACGGGACGAGAUGUUUGCUCUUCCCCCAACUCAAAGCAAGAACUGCAGCCUUACUCUAGCAGCAGCUCGCUGAAGCCAAAUCAAGUGAGUGAGACUGUGCUGUACGGAGUGCCCAUCGUCUCUUUGGUCAUCGACGGUCAGGAGAGGCUGUGUCUGGCGCAGAUUUCCAACACUUUAUUGAAGAGCUACAGCUACAACGAAAUCCACAACAGACGCGUGGCGCUUGGAAUUACGUGUGUCCAGUGCACACCGGUGCAGCUGGAGAUCCUGAGGCGCGCGGGGGCCAUGCCCAUCUCCUCGCGCCGCUGCGGCAUGAUCACCAAACGCGAGGCCGAGCGCCUCUGCAAAUCCUUCCUCGGGGCUCACAACCCUCCCAAAUUACCCGAGAAUUUUGCAUUCGAUGUUUCACACGAGUGCGCCUGGGGCAGCCGAGGAAGCUUCAUACCUGCGAGGUACAACAGCUCCAGGGCGAAAUGCAUCAAGUGCACCUAUUGCAACAUGUAUUUUUCACCCAACAAAUUUAUAUUUCAUUCGCACCGCACACCUGAGUCGAAAUACACCCAGCCGGACGCAGCCAAUUUUAAUUCGUGGAGACGCCAUCUAAAACUCACCGACAAAAGCUUGUCUGAUGACAUUUGUCACGCGUGGGAGGACGUCAAGGCCAUGUUUAACGGCGGGAGCCGGAAACGGGCAAUGCCAGGGAAUGGAUCAGAAAUGUCCUCCCCGCUCAAACCGCAGGCCUCCAGAAACAUCACGCAGACCGCUUCCCCUGAUAUUCCUCACAAAACUUUGCGCUGCGACGACGACCGUGGGAACCUCAGCUUAACCAGCAGCGUGCGUAACUACCCGGUCAUCCCUGUGCCUAGUAAGAGUUUCGGCAUGCUUCAGAAGAUCCCGCCACCCAUCUUCCCGCAUCCGUAUAGUUUCCCAGCCUUUGGACUGUGUCAAAAGAAAGAUGAUGGAGUUGGUGAGCAGAAUAAGACCAAUGUACCUGGUGUGUUUUGGCCCGGUGCGAAGGACGGUCUCUAUCCAUCGUUCCCCAUGUUCUGGCCUACCGCGGGCAGCCUGCCGCUCUCAUCCUAUCAACCAGCACAACCAAAAUCGCACACGGAGCUCCUGGGUGGCCGGCAAACCGAAACUGACAUGUCAGAAAGUGAGCGGGGAGGAAACACAUCUAGAGACAGUCUGUUCGACAGCGAGCGCUGCUCUAGUUCGCAGUCCCUCAGGAACGACGAGGACAAAUCUGGGGACGAGGCCAGGUCAAGUGAGGGUCAACCCAGCACCCCCAGAAAGCUGAGCUAUAUUUCUGCGUUCAGACCUGUCGUUAAAGACGCAGAGAGCAUAGCUAAGCUCUACGGGAACAGGGACGCGUACAGCGGAGCUCAUCCUGGGCAUUUGUCGCCAGACUUUGUGAGCGAGAGCUCCAGCUACAGAUCAGCCUCUCCGUGUGUGGACAGCGGGGAAGAACCAGAUGUCGACGUGGAGACUCACAGAAUUGCGGAGGACGAGGAGUCUAUACAACUUUCCGUGGAUGACCGACAAAGUCCCGUGAGGGAAAACAGUCAAACUCCGCAGCCGGACGAUGACCAGACAGCCACGUUUAGUGACGCGGGCUCCCCUGAUCAAAAGCAGAACAAGCAGGUGGCAAAGAAAAGCGAUGCCAUUACUUACGAAGUGUACUCGCAUGAAAAGGAGGGAGCAUCUCUGCCCUGUUCGGCCUCUAAACCUCCUCGCUGCGCACCGGAAACAACCGAUUCACACAUUUCAAACAACAGCCCUACUGACGACGAAUGUGAAUCACAAAAAUCCUGUUCGGAUCAUAUUGGUGUUAGCAAAGAGAACCCAAGCGACGCUACACUGAGAAAUACUGAUAACAGAUUUAAUUUCGAGAAAGACAUCGAGAAUAUGGCGAAAGAGGAGCUCCAAAAGCAGCUCUUGGAGCAAGUGGAGCUAAGAAAAAAACUGGAACGGGAAUUUCAAAGUUUGAAAGAUAAUUUUCAGGAUCAAAUGAAGAGGGAACUGUCUUAUCGAGAGGAGAUGGUCCAGCAGCUGCAGAUUGUCCGAGACACAUUGUGCAACGAGUUGGAUCAGGAGAGAAAGGCUCGUUAUGCAAUUCAGCAGAAGCUUAAAGAAGCUCACGACGCUCUUCACCAUUUCUCCUGCAAAAUGCUCACUCCGCGCCACUGCACAGGGACCUGCACAUUCAAGCCACCCCUCUUACCACCUUAACUUAAAGCUGCAUCCCAGGAUCCCAGUGACAUCUGUAAACCUCCCCUAAAGGAAUUCUCCACUCACACUCUGUUUGAGAGGUUCAAGUUAUGCACACCGAACACUGAGGCCUGAGGACUGCUGAAUCACAAUCCAUCCCAAGUAGGCUAUUCACUGGCAUUUGAACAUUCCGCCGUGGAUGAAAGUGUCUAGGAUUACUUUAUGAAAACAGUAAAACAAGCCAGAGGAUGACAAGAAACAUUCAAAUAAUUAUGCUGUUACUUGUGUAAAUAGGUUGAUUUUUUAAAAACAAUACAAAUACAUAAUACGUGGCAAUGUGCAAUGAACUGUAUAAUGUGAAAUUUCAUAAACUGGAAUUGUUGAUUAUUAUUCUCAUUAUUUAUGUAUUUGUGUUUUUACAUGUAUUUGUUUUUCUCAAAAUGAAUUCACUGAUGUGCUAUCCAAAUUAAUUGUGUAUCAUCAAUUUUAAGCACUUUAAAUAAGCAACAUUUCAGACCUAUCCAUCCAAAAUUAAUCAACCCAAAAAUUAUUGAAAAUCAGCUGUACUUCAUAUUAAUGUACAACAAACACAAGUUUGAACAAGCACUUAUCCCAUAUUUUCCAAAUAAACAAUUGAGAAUACCACAAAAGUUGUUAUUCCACAUGAAAGUGCUCAAACUAAAAGUCAUAUGACCUCUGGAGUGUUUCUUUCUCUCUGUCUCUCUUUUUUUCCCCCGAAAAUAAUAUUAUCUUGUCUCAUUCUUCAAUAAAACUUCAAUUAAAGUCACAAGUAUUGACUCAUAAAUUCAAAAUAUCUCCGUCACGCAAUGUUUCGAACAUACUUUUGCUACUUUUUAAUUAUCAAAGAUUAAAUGUCUAUUUUAAGACACGAUUUCUAAAUCCAGAAACUGUAGUUAUCUUACCUGAAAUUCAUGCCUGGAAAAACAUUUGCGUGAUAAUAAUAACGCCCUGAUCGUUAUCUUGCUGUAGGCUAUCCUACAGACAAAUAAAUAUACAGCCUAACUUAAACAUGUUUAAAAACGUACCGCUCCCUUUCCCAACAUGCCAGAUUUUCAAGAAAGAGGUCUAGCCUAGGCUAUAUUUCUGCAAACGUGUUCAGUAGCGGUGUUUUUUGAACCGUAACGCACUAACCCAAAAAUGAGUCUCAGCGUCUGUUACUGUUGUGAAAUACAACACUACCAUCUAGUGGUAAACACAGACAUUGCACAUUGCCGAUGUGCUUCUUCAGCGAUACAAAUGUACUAUAACUGCGGACAGUGUAAUGCGUUUGAUCACACACUUAUUUAGACCAUGUCUGGCAUGUGCACCCACUCAAUAGGCUACCUGGCAGGGGGCAUGAAAAAUACAAAAAGCAAACUACAGUACAAACAUAUUUUGUAAUUAGUGAUAAUUUAAGCAUGCACUUGUUGUCAUUUAUAAUUUUUGAAUAGGCCUAAGUAAAAUAACGUAUUUAUUUUGUGUGGUCUAUUAAAAAAAAUAUUUAUUAAUAUAAAAGUUUUUUUUUUUUUUUUUUUCAUGUUACACACUUUAUUUAGUUAAAACCGCUUAAAACUAUGACAUUUUCAUUCAUUCAUUCAUUCUACCUGGAAAACCACCUUGUGCAUGCUCUGGAUUUAUGUCUACAUCGCUGUAUGAGGUUUUUUUAGGGGGUCAUAACAAUUCUGUAAAUUCAGUAACAUUAAAAAUGAUUUUCUCCUCAAUGUUUUUAGCCAC
This is a messenger RNA of Onychostoma macrolepis, 4184 nucleotides long. It is a transcript of the gene skor1a, whose product is annotated as SKI family transcriptional corepressor 1a. Lineage: Eukaryota; Metazoa; Chordata; Actinopteri; Cypriniformes; Cyprinidae. Gene Ontology annotation, cellular component: nucleus; transcription regulator complex. Gene Ontology annotation, biological process: negative regulation of BMP signaling pathway; negative regulation of transcription by RNA polymerase II. The transcript is spliced from 9 exons. Gene Ontology annotation, molecular function: DNA-binding transcription factor activity, RNA polymerase II-specific; RNA polymerase II cis-regulatory region sequence-specific DNA binding; SMAD binding. Bases 216 to 2471 code for a protein of 751 amino acids. The record is from RefSeq and is a predicted model, not a curated record.